GUUCCGAUUAGACACUUGCCCUUAGCAGACAACGAAAAAGGUCAGAGACGAAUCUGGUUCCGCAUUCUGUUAGUAGGCGUCGUAUUUUUUGGUGUCGUAGACCUGUUACUCCUUUAAAAAAAAUUCCUUGGACUUAAAACAAAAAUUGCAAAAUGGCGAGCGCUGAUCAUACUAGAGAUCCCUGCCCUUAUGUUAUUUUAAAUGACUUUGGUGCUGCCUUUUCCAUGGGUACUAUUGGUGGUGCUAUUUGGCACUCUAUUAAAGGAUGGAGAAAUAGUCCAGCGGGAGAAAAGCGCAUUUCCGCCAUCACAGCCGCCAAAACUAGAGCUCCUGUAUUGGGUGGUAACUUUGGUGUUUGGGGUGGUUUAUUCAGUACAUUCGAUUGCGCCGUAAAGGGAGUCCGAAGGAAGGAAGAUCCAUACAACGCCAUUAUUGCUGGUUUUUUCACUGGUGGUGCUUUAGCUAUUCGUGGUGGUUGGAGAGCCACCCGUAACGGUGCUAUUGGAUGUGCUUGUAUUUUGGCUGUUUUUGAGGGUCUUGGUAUCGCUUUGAAUCGUAUGCAAGCAGAAGCAAAUCGUCCCGUUGCUCCCGUCCUCCCAGAACCCGCUUCCUCGUCUUCUUCUGCUCCUGCUGGUGCUGCUAUUUAAUCAUGGGAAUGAAAAAUUUUUCUAUCGCUUCAUUGAUUACCAUGAUAGACGAACAUUUUCUAAAGUUUACCUAAUCUGCAUUUUUGAUUAUAUGGCUUCCUAAUCUGCCUUCUUUUCCCUUCUUUCUCUGUCGCUUGCAGCGAUCCCUUGACUAGUAUUAUUUUACUCGCUAAUUUUUUUAUUCAAGUAUACAAUUUUACGUCUUUGCUGGUCGCGAGUCUUUUUCUCUGUCAUCUUCUUCGAAAAGCAAAAUUUGAUUAUAGGUUUUCAUUGUUGUAUUGCUUUGUCAUUGGAUAUACCCUAAAGUUGUGAUCUUCAUGUUCAAAAAAAUCCGAAAGAUAUUAUCGAGUUUUGCAUUAUUUUGUUCUGGAAAUGAAGGCUCAUUUUGACUUACCGUCUUCUUUUACCCUCUACCUCUCCGCUGACAUGUAAUUUACUUACCCUCAUAUUAGACAUUUACUAUGUUUAAUAAAAAUAACCUUCUGA
This is a messenger RNA of Schizosaccharomyces octosporus yFS286, 1133 nucleotides long. Its product is annotated as TIM23 translocase complex subunit Tim17. The record is from RefSeq and is a predicted model, not a curated record. Gene Ontology annotation, biological process: protein import into mitochondrial matrix. NCBI's taxonomy places the organism in Eukaryota, Fungi, Ascomycota, Schizosaccharomycetes, Schizosaccharomycetales, Schizosaccharomycetaceae. Gene Ontology annotation, molecular function: transmembrane protein transporter activity. Gene Ontology annotation, cellular component: TIM23 mitochondrial import inner membrane translocase complex; mitochondrial inner membrane. The transcript has 2 exons. Bases 153 to 647 code for a protein of 164 amino acids.